AUGACACAAGAAAGUUGCCAGUAUCUGGGCAAACUUCCACCUAAGCUUCAAGAUCCAGGAAGCUUCACCAUUCCUUGCAUUAUAGGAAAUACAUACCAAGGGAAGGCCUUGUGUGAUUUAGGGCCAAGCAUCAAUCUCAUGCCUCUAUCUGUUUUCAAACAAUUAUCCACGGGGCCAGCUGAACCAACCACAGUAACUUUACAGAUGGCAGACAGAUCCAUUGUCAAGCCAGAAGGGAAGAUUGAAGAUCUGCUAGUCAAAGUAGACAAAUUUAUCUUGCCCGCUGAUUUCAUCAUCUUGGAUUACGAAGCUGAUAUUGACGUUCCCAUCAUUCUGGGUAGACCGUUCCUAGAAACUGCAGGGGCAGUUAUCAAUGUACAAAAAGGGGAACUAACUAUGAGAGUUCAUGUUGAUGAAAUCAAAUUUAAUAUCGUUAAAGCAAUGAAGUUCCAGGAUGAAGAAGAAGAUUUGGAAGAGUGUUCUGCACUUACUUUGUUAGAUAACUAG
Gastrolobium bilobum is the source of this 507-nucleotide messenger RNA. RefSeq lists its product as uncharacterized. The record is from RefSeq and is a predicted model, not a curated record. The transcript has a single exon. The coding region runs from base 1 to 507 and encodes 168 amino acids. NCBI's taxonomy places the organism in Eukaryota, Viridiplantae, Streptophyta, Magnoliopsida, Fabales, Fabaceae.